ACUCCUUCUCGUUGUCGCUCAUGGCGGAUCUGUAAAGGAACAAGUAAAGAAUUUAAUAUCAAUCUCCUCGCGCUACAAAAGCAAGCGACCAGCUUAGCAUAACCUGAAGCAACCCUGCCUCUCAGUGCGCGCGCGAGAUAGCCUGUACCAAGCUGCUCGCUGAUUGGACAAUACAUGCUGCUUGAGACUACUUGAGCCAAUCAGCGUCUAGAGGGCGGGCUUAUCCGGAGCGCCUGGAAGGGAAGACAUAAUGGCGGCUUUUAUAAUUCACACCGCCAUCUACUGUUCAGGCGUGUAUUUACACACACUGUGCAUGGACUGUUAUAAAUUACAUCCACACGACAACGGCAACGAGAUUUUUUUUUUUUUUUAGCGGGUAAAAAAAAUAUCGCGUCCACAUGGGCAACCGAUCAGUAAAAUAUCAGGUACAUAUGGCAACACAACGCUUGCUGAAAACGAUGCAAUACACAUGCCACACCACUACGUGCGCUGUAAGACGGUCCCAUCGGAGACACCAGAACAAUAGAAGAAGUAGGACGCAUGCGCAUAAACCCCUUCUUCUACCCAGCGUGAAGCACUCACAGGAACAAACACAACAAGAAGAAGAACAAGAUGGCUGCGACUACGCGAGGAAAAACCGACUCUCUUGUCUGGACCGAUGACGAGGUGGAGUUACUCCUGCGAGUGACUCUGAAGUAUAAAACCUCUAAAUAUCAGGAGAAUGUGGACUGGGAGACAUGCCAAACCAAGUAUGGAGAUAUUGCGCUCGCCUUUUGGCAGCAGUAUACCCCCGGGGACAUGGCUGCAGGGAAGGACUUUCCUCACGACCCCAGCAACAUCUCAAAGGCCCAGAUUACUGCAAAACUGAAGGGGAUAAGAAAUAAAUACCGGCAUGCCAUCGACUCUGGGCGUCGGAGUGGCCACGGACGUGUGGUUCUAAUAUUCUUUGAACUGUGCGAAGAGAUCUGGGGUGGAUCGCCUGGAACCGACAGCAUCCCAUCGGGCAUCGAGAGUGCCGAUAUGGUGGAAGAUUCGGCCUCCUCCUCGACAUCUGAUUCUCCCUGGUCGCCUGUCGAACUAGAAGUUUCUCCGGCUUCCACCGCGUUUAAUCCGUCUGCUGCAGAGGUCAACCGGCGGAGAAAUUUGCUGCAGGCAAAACUCGAUAGCCACAGAGGUGACAGGCUAAAGAGAAAGGCCCCAGCGGAUGCAGCCGUGCAGGAGGAUCUCCAGAUAAAGAGGAGAAUGCUGCAGCUCAUGGAGGAGUCAGAGAAGCGUGCCAGUGAGAACCUGGAGCGGGUGAACAACAAUAUCGAACUCCUCACAAACACCAUUAAGAAUGGGUUCGAACUGCUUCAGACACUUGUGCUCCAGCAACAACCACAAGCCCCUGCUCCACAUCCAUAAAGGCCAUACAUGCCAGCACACCAUGCAGCACCACCUUACCUGCCACACACCGCAUCAUCCUGCAGAUGCAUACACACCAUCGCACAGCACAACAAGCUACACAGCACUCCACGUACACACACUGCUCCAGGUUUCUCUUAUGGUGAUGAUACACGGGGCAACUUUUUGGGCAAUUGCGUUUUGACUCUUUUCUAUUGAGAUUGGGCAAUAUUGUUUCUUUCUGAAUGGUUUUGAUAAUCUCUGGCAACUUUUUGAGAUAAGCCAAUCAGAACGCGAGUAUCGAGUCAUGUGACCUCCGGUGAGGUUCGGAUCAGAAAUUUCAAACAAAUGUGGCGGCCGCUCAGUGUCAGUGGAGUGAAGAGAUGGAGAGAUUCGUCAUCUGUUUUUACGCCGGUAAGUUGUUAUUUUAAUAUUCUAUAUGGAGGAAUUUGCCUCACCAAAGCUCUAAAAAACAACAGACAGCUUGAUUAAAUGGUCACAGCAAAAAUUAAGACAUUGAUUUUUUUCUUUAGCUAACUGUAAACUGCCGUUGCUAACUGUUGUUGCCCUGAAAAGUUGCCCUGUGUCUCACCUAGUUGCCCGUUGCCAGCAACAUUGCUCGGCAACAUUGCCCAAAAAGUUGCCCCGUGUAUCAUCACCUUUACAGAAGGGCACUGCUGCAAGAGGAAGACGUGGACACGUAAAGACUGUGCCUCAUUGUGCUGGUUUCUUUUUCCCAUGUGUGUACAGAAUUUGGAAAUCGCGCCUUGUGUGUGUACAAAUUAGUUUUAUUAGUGUGCAUAGUUUUAUACAACUUAAUUUUCUUAUUAUGUGAAGCAUUUUUAUAUAGCUUUUUAUAUUGUGUGAACAUUUUGAAA
Neoarius graeffei (lesser salmon catfish) is the source of this 2261-nucleotide messenger RNA. RefSeq lists its product as uncharacterized. The transcript is spliced from 2 exons. Lineage: Eukaryota; Metazoa; Chordata; Actinopteri; Siluriformes; Ariidae. The record is from RefSeq and is a predicted model, not a curated record. Bases 613 to 1404 code for a protein of 263 amino acids.